This is a messenger RNA of Candoia aspera, 797 nucleotides long. RefSeq names its product tachykinin precursor 3 (gene TAC3). NCBI's taxonomy places the organism in Eukaryota, Metazoa, Chordata, Lepidosauria, Squamata, Candoiidae. The coding region runs from base 25 to 405 and encodes 126 amino acids. The transcript is spliced from 6 exons. Gene Ontology annotation, biological process: tachykinin receptor signaling pathway; positive regulation of blood pressure. The record is from RefSeq and is a predicted model, not a curated record.
AAGCUGUUCCUCAGGAAAAAAAAAAUGAAGUGUUCCCUUGUGCUGACAGUGCUGCUGUCCUUACUAGUGGCAAAGCUAUGUCGUGGUUAUUGUAUUGAGUCUCCGGAGCAACAGAUGCCCAGUGGAAUCCAAACAAAGAAGAACUCAGAUCUCUAUAAGCUGCCUCUAUCCUUGCUGCGACGAUUGUAUGAUGGCCAAGGGAUAUCCUAUGAGGCACUGCUCAGGCUGUCAGGCAAAGAAGAAAUCAGUCCCCAGACCAUUGCCUCUUCCCAGAAGCGAGACAUGCAUGAUUUCUUUGUUGGACUGAUGGGCAAAAGGACCACAGAGCCUGAUAAUUCCAUUGAACUCAGUAAGGAAUCAUUCACUGGUUUGGGCGAUGCAAAGUACUCACCAAAUGCAGAAUGAGGCUUCAUGCAAGAGUGAAGACAAGCACAAUGUCUGCAAGACUUCAAGAAACCAACAGAAAUCUGAUUUCAUCCACCAAAGCCCAGUAUACUUUCAGCCAAACCAGAAACUUCGAUGUACCAUGGAGCUUCUUUAUCUUGUCCCAUGCCUCUUCCCAUUUCUUUUUCCUUAAUUAUGCUCUUAAUUCCAGCAAAUAACUUAUUGUAAUGCUUUAGUGUUCACUGUUUGAACAUUUGACAGUUAUCCCUACUCCUCAUGGUGCUUUGUCCCUCUGUAUAUACAUGUGACUUAUUUGCAGAAUCUUUCGUGCAAAACCAUCCUUCUGCACAUCCUUUUGUGGCACAGAUUAAGAACACCUCAGUCUUCUAUAAUAACAGGGUUUUUACUUAUGA